ACAGAUAAUUAUUGGGAAAUGUAGAUUUAACGAUAAACAACCACGUAGCGUGUAUACAGUUGUUCAGUGGCUUAGCUUUAGUGUGAGUUGGUAAAAAUGACUAACUUAAUCACCAAACAUCUAAUGGCCUACUCGCUUCUGGUGGUGGGGUACCUCAUAGUGAGGAAGUACAUUAAAGUCACUUCCGACAAUCUCUCGACCUCUACGACAACCGGGACCAUUGCUGAAGACACAGCUAGUGCCAUAGUAGCUCUGGCUGAGAGAAUAGAGUACCUCAACAGCCAUGCAGUCCACAUCCCAGACACAGACUCAGAAGCAGAGGAAGAGGUAAAGGCGUGGAUUUCCAAGGCAAAAGUGGAACUGGAAACCCUGGUUAGGAAGUAUAUAAAGGAGAAGAACUUGCGCCCAGAGGGUAAAGACGUACUUGAGGUAGUGGACCGACGGGGGCGAGGAGUCAGAUUGUACUUGAGGAACAUGAACAUGGCAGAGUCUCCAGACAUGAUAAGCUACAAGAAACAACUUGAGGAUCUGAAGAGUACAAACUGGGAGAAGGAAUCUGAGAAUAUUAGAAAAAGAAGAAUGGGGUUGUAGAAUAGGAGAGCAUCAAGUGAAAUCUUUGAAAUAGUUGUUAAUGUAGGUGUAAAUAUUUUUUUCAACAAUUUAAUUUAUUUUAUGAAAUUUUUGCUUUUAUUCACGCCAAUAGAAUUGGUAUAUUUUUUGUAAAGGAAAGUUUCAUACCCUGGUCUUAAUGUUGAUGAAACGAUAUCACUUGGAAUUGAACAAGCGACUUUUAGAUUUGAUGGCAAUUGCUAUAGCCACUAGACUACCUAGACAAUUAGAAAACUGUUUAGGAUACCAAUAUUUUGUUAUUUAUAUUUUUAACAAACUACAUUGACAAAACUCGAAAAUCAGAAUUUUCAUAUUUUGAUUUCUUUAAAUUGUGCGUUGCAUUUUAAGUGUGUGUUCAAGGGUCAUGACAGACUGUUAAUAUAGAAAAUAUAUUAUAAUAGUUGUAUAUUAUGUAUUUUAGAAAUAUUUGUCACAUUAUUUCUUUUGCUACGGCUGGUUGAAAAUACUCCUGAAUGCUUUAAGAACCAUAAACAUAAGCCAUUGUUGCUCUGUUUGUUUUGUCCAUGACUUUUGUUAGCAGGAAUGUACAUAAAAUGUUAAGUUUGGGGUUGUUAAAGACUUAAAUCUACUUUUAAACAACAAGCUGUUUAAUAGGAUUGCCUUAGUAAUAAAAAUAAAUUGGUCAUAGACUUCAUGUAUGGUCAUAGUCCGUUUGGAUUUUGUAAUGACAUAUCUAACCUUGAUACUUGUUUCUUGCAUUCAUUUUUUAAUUUGUAGUUGUAGGAAAACUCCUCUUUGUAGUGUACCAUUAUUACAGUUUGAUUUGUCUAUGUUUGUUUAAUACACCUAAAUAAACACCGAUAUAGUACUCCGACACAGAAAUAAUAAAGUGUUAAAACUUAAUUGCAAAAGUAUUAUGCAGAUAGAUGCAAAUGCAAAUUAUAAAGUUGGUUAAGAAUUUAGUUCACAUAAUCAACCCUUCUAGUAAUUUACCUAAUAUUUCUACACAUUUCAAAUCUGCUUCCUACAUAGCUUACAGAUGAUACCUUAUCUAUUAAUAAGCUAUGUCGACAUCUGAUUCAGUUUACCUGACAUUGAAUAUUUACAAGAAAGAUCCUUCUUAACUUGUACUGAAGAAUAAUAAAAACCCUCCAUCAGUCUAUUUAAAUGAAUCGAUAAUUCUUCAUUCAUAUGGCAUUCUUACAUUAGUGUGUUCAGUGAAAAAUAUACAUUGUAAAAAACAGCUAAAUAAAGAGGAAAGAUAACAAAUAGGUAUGAAAACUAAAAAUUCAGUAUUUGAGACACUUAUUGUAGGCUAAAUUGUAUGGGGGAGCGAGCUGGUCUAGUGGUUAGACCGCGGGACUCCGGUUCCAGGGGUCUCGGGUUCAAAUCCCGCCAAAUCACCAUUGGAUUUUAUCUAAGUGAUAAUGCCGUAACCCCUAGAAGUAAUGCUGUACCUGAAGUAAUGUGAAAAACAAUUCUGGGCUCAUGCCUAGCGUCCUAGGGGGGAAAAAUUGCAAAUUGUAAGAGAAAUUGAGCUUUGUUUUACAUAACAUUAAAAUCUAGACAGUACAAUUACUGCAUAUUUAUGCAUUAGAAUAUUAAAAUUUGCUAUAAAUUAUAUAGUUUCACUAUGAUUUUUGUAAUAAGCCAAUGCCAUAUUAAACCUUAAUAAUAGUGGUCUUUAGAUUCAAAGAGAUAAAUUUACAUUGUUAAUUAAUUGUAAUUAUAUAAGGAGUUUGUGAUUGUGUAUCAACAAAUUGU
Messenger RNA from Macrosteles quadrilineatus (aster leafhopper), 2334 nucleotides. RefSeq lists its product as uncharacterized. The transcript is spliced from 3 exons. The record is from RefSeq and is a predicted model, not a curated record. NCBI's taxonomy places the organism in Eukaryota, Metazoa, Arthropoda, Insecta, Hemiptera, Cicadellidae. Bases 97 to 591 code for a protein of 164 amino acids.